AUGUUCAACAACAAACAAGACCUAGAAAACCUAAUACCUCACAAGAAGUAAUCAGUUAAUGAUUCUCCAAUCAGUUCAUCUGUUGAUAAUUCUACAGUUGAAAAAGAUAUUCUGAGAGAAACUAGAAGAAAGACUACACUUGCAUUCAUUCUCAUGUUCUUUUACGUCAUCUUGACCUCCUUAGCCGACUCAGUAUCAAAGCUUAUAUACAUAAAACAUAAAGAGUUGAGCGUAUAUGAAUUCCUCUUCUGGAGAGCUUUUGUUUAACUAUCUUUCAUGGGUGGACUUAUUAACAGGAAUGCUAAAGAAAUUCUGAUUAGAAAUGUGACUAGAGAUAUGCUGCUUCCCUUAUCUAUUAGGGUAUUUACAGGCGUCAUAUCUUUUUACUUUAUCUAUACCGCAAUCAAGUUCCUACCAAUCUUUAUUGUUUCUCUAGUCAUAAAUCUAGCUCCAAUCUUCACUUCAAUUAUGGGCUUUAUGUUUUUAAAGGAGCGAAUUACUAGAACUGAGGUAUUUGCUCUGUUUCUUGCUUUCAGUGGAGUAUUUAUCUUAGUAUCUUCGUCGACUUCCAACUUUUCUGAGGAAAACAAAACUUCACCAACUGACACAAUCACAUCUAGCGAUUAAAAAAUUGAAGAAACUCAGUCAAAUAUCAGACUAAUUCCAUUCAUCUUAUUGAUUGCAGCUGCAGUAAUGAUGGCUACAACUAAUAUCUUACUUAGACAUAUGAAAAAGAUGCAUGAGUAUACUUCUGCAACUUAUGCUGUGCUAGCUUCUAUUUUCUUUUUUGGUUUUGGUAUCCCUAUUUCAGGUUCAGAGAUGAUAAUUAGUACCUAAUUUGAUUCAUAAGACUACGUUAUUAUGGUAUUUGUAGCACUUUGUGGUAUCGGAGGCUUGAUAUGCAAGACUAAAGCUAUGUAAUUAGAGAUGGCCAGUAGAUUAAGUAUCCUAAUUUACUUCUCAGUUAUCUUUUCAUUGGUCUUUGAUCUGAUCCUGAUUGGAACAAUUUUUAAUACUAACGAAAUUUAUGGAAUGAUAGUGAUUUUUAUGGCAAAUGCUUUAUCAGUUUAUGUGAUUUUUGCCAAAUUCUAUUAGAAAUAGGAUGAUAAGUUUGUUAAGAAAUGA
Molecule: messenger RNA, 1125 nt
Organism: Stylonychia lemnae
Lineage: Eukaryota; Ciliophora; Spirotrichea; Sporadotrichida; Oxytrichidae
Source: the annotation of a GenBank genome assembly